Cyprinodon tularosa is the source of this 4401-nucleotide messenger RNA. RefSeq names its product disintegrin and metalloproteinase domain-containing protein 23 (gene adam23b). Gene Ontology annotation, molecular function: metalloendopeptidase activity. The transcript has 27 exons. Gene Ontology annotation, cellular component: presynaptic membrane. Lineage: Eukaryota; Metazoa; Chordata; Actinopteri; Cyprinodontiformes; Cyprinodontidae. Gene Ontology annotation, biological process: proteolysis. Bases 192 to 2690 code for a protein of 832 amino acids. The record is from RefSeq and is a predicted model, not a curated record.
UCUCCGUCCUCCUCAGCAGCCUCUGCUGCAGCAUCAGAACCCGGUGUCUCCUGGAUGGAUCCAUGAAGAAAGACCCCCCCCAUCCCCUCCACACGGUCUGUCCCCUCCCGCACCACGAUGAUGGACCCCCAGCGAUUAACAGCGUCGUUGUGAUGAUGAUAUUGGGUUAUUUCAGCAAUCAAAUAUGAAUCAUGCAUUUGAUAUUUCUCGCCACUUCGCUUGUCUGCGUCCUCUCGCCUUGGCUCCAUCCAUCACUGGCUUCAUCCGUUACCCAACGAGUAGAGGACAAGGUUGAGAGGGGCACAGUGUCAGCAGUGCUGAAGCAACAGGCGACUGCAGCACCUGCUACUGACAACAUAACACAGCAUGCAGCAGAACACACCAUCACCUACCCCUCACGGCUGAUCUACUACCUGAAUGAGGACUCAGAGAGCACCCACCAUGACCUCAACACCCGAGCCAAGAACCAGGCCAAGGCUGACCAAACCAUCCAUCUUGCCCAAGCCAGUUUCCAGUUAGAGGCGUUCGGGACCAGAUUCGUUCUGGAUCUAACAUUGAACAAUGACUUACUGUCUUCGGAUUAUGUUGAGAUCCACUACGAAAAUGGAAAACCUGUCCAGUCUAAGGGCGGGGAGCACUGCUACUACCACGGCCAGGUGAGGGGGUGCAGCCACUCCCAUGUGGCCUUAUCUACCUGCAAUGGUUUGCACGGGAUGUUUGACGAUGGAAUCCAUGCGUAUCUAAUUGAGCCCUUACACCAGGCCCAUUUAAUUGAUUCAGCUGCAAGACCUCACAAAAUAAAGAGAGCAGCCUCAAUUCUAUCCGACCAUGGUUCAGAAGAGCUGGUGGAUGAAGAUGAGGAGGAUCUCUUUUCGGAGCUAAAUGAAUUAUCCUGGCUGAGGCGCAGAAAAAAACGAGCAAUGCCUCGUAACAUCUUUGAGGAGAUGAAGUAUUUGGAAAUCAUGAUUGUCAGUGACCACAGUAUGUAUAAAAGACACAAAAACAGGCAGCACACAAGAAAUUUCGCAAAAUCAGUGGUGAAUCUUGUUGAUGGUAUCUUCAAAGACCAGCUACACACUCGUGUGGUGCUUGUUGCUUUGGAGAUCUGGACGGACAAGGAUCAGAUCCCCAUAGGUGUGAUGCCGCUGGAAAUGCUGAGAGAUUUUUCCAAGUAUCGCCAGCAGAGCAUCAAGAUGCACGCUGAUUCUGUCCAGCUCCUCUCAAAUGUGACCUUCCACUACAGAAGGAGCAAUGCCGCAUAUUUUGGUGGCAUGUGCUCCGUGAGCCGUGGAGUGGGAGUCAACGAGUAUGGCACCACCUGGGCCAUGGUCGUGUCUCUGUCUCAGAGCCUGGCACAGAACCUGGGCAUCCAGUGGGACCCUGCAUCCAAGAGAAAAGACUGCGGAUGUGCAGGCUCAUGGAGCGGCUGCAUAAUGGAGGACACUGGGGUUCAACAUCCACAGAGGUUCUCCAAAUGCAGCAUCUCUGACUACAGGGAGUUCCUUUUAAAAGGCGGAGGCUCGUGUCUAUUUAACAGACCAACAAAGCUGUUUGACGUUGCACAUUGUGGAAACGGAUAUGUAGAGGUGGGAGAGGAGUGUGACUGUGGACUAAGAUCGGACUGUCACAAGGGCUGCUGCAAGAAGUGUUCUCUUGCAAAUGGGGCUCAGUGCAGCGAUGGACCUUGCUGCAAUGUUACAUGUCUGCUUUACCCGCGUGGCUAUAGCUGCCGGGAAGCUGUGAACGACUGUGACAUCUCAGAGACCUGCACUGGAGACUCUGGACAGUGUCCCGCUAACCUACAUAAACAAGAUGGUUACAUGUGUCAGGUGAACCAGGGUCGUUGUUACAGUGGGGAAUGCAAAACAAGAGAAAACCAGUGUAAAUACAUCUGGGGAUCAAAGGCUGGAGGUUCAGAGAAGUUUUGCUAUGAGAAGCUUAACACAGAGGGGACGGAAAAAGGCAACUGUGGAAAAGAUGGAGACCGAUGGAUCCAGUGUAGCAAGCAUGACGUGUUCUGUGGUUAUCUUCUGUGUACCAAUGUGGGGCGAACUCCACGCAUCGGAAUGAUGAAAGGAGACUUUACUCUCACCUCCUUCAAUCACCAAGGCAACGUGAUACAGUGCUACGGUGCCCACGUCCUUUUGGACGAUGACACAGAUUUAGGCUACGUGGAGGAUGGGACUCCCUGUGGGCCGUCGAUGAUGUGCCUUGACCAUAAGUGUCUACCCAUCCAGUCACUCAACGUGAGCACCUGUCCCAUCGGGCCUAAUGGACAGGUGUGCUCUGCUCACGGGGUGUGCAACAAUGAAGCCACAUGCACAUGUUACGCUACGUGGGCGGGGACAGACUGCAGCAUGCCUGACCCACCCAAAGAGCCUGACAUCACCCCAACCGAAGAACCCAAGGGUCCUAGUGCCACCAAUCUAAUAAUUGGCUCCAUCGCUGGAGCCAUCCUUGUGGCUGCCAUAGUGCUGGGGGGGACUGGAUGGGGCUUUAAGCUGUGCCUUUUAAAUGGAGUGGUGAGAGCGACAGCACAGACACAGAGAUACACAAAGAGCGAUAAGCCAGGACCAUUUUUGUUGCCUGCAGCCUUUGUGGCAUGGCUGGCCACACCCACGUGGAUGGCCAGGCUCGGACCCGACCACACCAGCUGCCAUUGCUGCCUGCUUCACAGACCUGAAAUGUGAAGAAGCGGCGUUACGACCCCAAUGCCCAGGCCAUUUAACUCGAGGAGAGGUGGCUGUUGUGGACGGACUCCUCCGAGACUUCCUAGGUUGGCUACUUGACAGCUGGACUGCACUUACUGCUGCUGACUUUUUUGGCAUUAGAUUUACUUGAAAAAGACAUAGUGGACAUUUAAGAAAAAUAAAUAAAUCUCAUUGUAGUGACAUAAAAAAAACGCAGCCUUUUUAACUCCACAUGUACCUCCCUUCCCUUUUUCCUUUUAGUGCCAGUGCACAGGCGUUCAGGUGGAAUCCCCAUCUUCUCACCUUGCAUGAUGUUACUACACACAAGGUGUGCUGCUUGCUGGCCCUCCUUGGCAUGAAAAGCCCUCUCCUUAGGGCUCGGCAUGGCUAACAAAGCUAUUCAUAUGGCGCAUAGAAAAACAUACAAAGACAAAAAAAGGACUUAUUUUUUGCAGGAGAAAGCCUGGUUAAAAACCAAAUGCUGGAAAAAAAAACAGUUUAAACUUAAUUUCCUGUUUAAGGUUCUGCAUGUGAGGACAAUGCAGACCAAUAAAGGAACAGGCCCACAUGAAAAUGCACACUGAUAGGGAGGUGGUAUUACUAAUCAACUGCUUGUUUCAUGAUGACCUUAGCUGCUUUAUUUUUCUUUUUAUCUUGGCAUCUUUUUACAGCAGACAUAACUAAACAAAAACAGAAGACAGGCUUGUUUGAUUUAGGUCAGACGGAGGAGAAACAUGUCAGAUUUAGAGGGAUCCAGACUAGUCUCCUCUAGCAAGAUCUCCCCCCCCAUGAAAAUUUGCUAACGGUGACUCAGAAGCCAAAGAAUUAAUCACCUGAACAGAUGGAUGUUGUUGCACACAGAGCACUUUCCUUCCCCCUCUGUCUGCAGCCAGUGGUGCCUCCCCCGCCCCCACUGGUAAGGGCAUGAAGUCCAUCCAUGCAGCAGGCCUUUGCCUUUCCAGCCAGGUCAUCAUCAGCACCCACCUUACUGGCAUUAGUCCCUUUUGCUCUCAUAAACUCCUGAGUAGGAAUCAAGUUUGGCUCUUCUAAAGAAGCUGCAUGCUAGCAAUCACUGUAGUGGGCUUAUAAAUCUAUAUGGGAGUCCCCUAAAAAAAAAAAUCUGCAAGAAAAAUAUGCUACAAGAGAUAGGAGCAUGUCAACAACCUGAACAUUUAACUUUUAUUUACUAUGCAAAGAGAGAUAUUGCACAAAGAGUAUGGGUAAUAGUGACAUCAAUGUAGACUUGGAAUUGCAUAAAAAAGCGGAUUACUUUUUUCUAUUUGGCCUCUGAAACAUCUUGUUUCGUUUGCUUUAAACAGGGUGAGCAAAAACAAAAUAUUAAAAACAACUUUUAAAAAUAUCAAAGUCCAUAUUUCUAGCAUAAAGCGAGAGAGCACCCUUUUACAUUUGUGAAAAUGUAAGUCAUUUCUUAUGUGUGUGUGUGUGGUUUUUUCCCCCAAAACCGUUUAAAUUUUUUUAACCACCCACUCACAGACAAGCAGACUGCAUGGAGCCUGUGCGUAACGAGGCCCGAACAGUUUCAUCAUGCAGGACCAUCAUGGUUUUAAGAACAGCUGUUGUUGGUGUGUUCCAGGUGCUUCCAGAAGCACCGGCAUUAUUGUGACCCUUCUAUGUUACUCAUCGUCUUCUGUCCCUCUCUCAAUGCAUCAUGUACAGUUGGAUCCAUUAAUAAACUACUGACAAAUUUUAA